GUCGCUUUUUUCCUUUGCUUUUUCUCCUGCGCGGAAAGGGAGGGAGUGGGGGCUCCGUCCUUUCUGGAGUUGGUAUGUGAGGAGCGCUCCCAGCCCAGUGCCAUGUAUUGGAAGAGCAACCAGAUGUUUGUGUGUAAACUGGACGACAAAGACGUGCCUGCGCUUCGCCUCGCGACGGAAAAGUUCCCGAGGCUCAUGGCUGAGGAGUGUGGGCGAGUAGCAGCAGCGACGGCCGCGGCGGCGGCGGCGACCGCGAAUGGGAGAAGGCGGAAAAGCGCGGGAGAGACGGGGCUGGUGAGCCCCGAGGUUGCUGGAGACGAGGAUUCAUGCUCGUCGUCCACCCCGCUCUCGCCUUCUUCGUCUUCUCCGCGCUCGCUGACUUCGGGCCCGGGCGGAUGCGCGCCCAGCAAGUGCGUCUGCAGCAGCUGCGGCCUAGAGAUAAUCGACAAGUACCUUCUCAAGGUAAAUGACUUGUGCUGGCAUGUGCGGUGUCUCUCUUGCAGUGUAUGUAGGACUUCUUUGGGAAGGCACACCAGCUGCUAUAUCAAAGACAAAGACAUUUUCUGCAAACUAGACUAUUUCAGACGGUAUGGAACUCGUUGUUCUCGCUGCGGCAGGCAUAUCCAUUCUACUGACUGGGUCCGAAGAGCUAAGGGAAAUGUGUAUCACUUGGCAUGCUUUGCCUGCUUCUCUUGCAAAAGGCAGCUUUCCACAGGGGAGGAGUUUGCUUUGGUUGAAGAGAAAGUCCUCUGUAGGGUACAUUAUGACUGCAUGUUGGAUAAUCUGAAACGAGAAGUUGAAAAUGGUAAUGGUAUCAGUGUAGAAGGUGCGUUGCUUACAGAACAAGAUAUUAAUCAUCCAAAACCAGCAAAAAGGGCUCGGACCAGUUUCACAGCAGAUCAGCUUCAGGUAAUGCAAGCACAGUUUGCUCAGGACAACAACCCAGAUGCACAAACACUCCAAAAACUGGCAGAAAGAACAGGCUUGAGCAGGCGUGUGAUACAGGUGUGGUUUCAAAACUGCAGAGCACGCCACAAGAAACACGUUAGCCCCAAUCACUCUUCGACUACUCCUGUUACAACAGUCCAGCCUUCCAGGCUCUCUCCACCAAUGUUAGAAGAAAUGACAUACUCGGCCUAUGUACCCCAGGACGGGACAAUGCUAACUGCUCUGCAUAGUUACAUGGAUGCUCAUUCACCUUCUGCUCUUGGACUCCAGCCCUUGCUACCCCAUUCAAUGACACAACUGCCGAUAAGUCACAGUUAACUCAUUUAUUUCAGGGACAUGAGACUAAAGAGGUACCCCUGAGACACCCACUGUACUUGUAUUCAGUUUAAACUUUAAAUGACAUCCAAAGCAUUUUGAAGACUAUUUUGUUGCCCAGGUAUGUAAGUAUAGUUGGCCUGCAAGACACUUUUAUGGCUUUCUCCAUAAAUAUGUUUACAAGACUUAUUAAAGAGAACACCUUUUUUUUUGUAUUGUCUGGAAAUAGUCCAUUCUAGCUAUGUGUUUGUUUAAUUUAUUUAUCAUCAAAAGAGCACUUUGCUAAAAGACAGGACUGACAGUUGUGCAAAAUG
Messenger RNA from Zootoca vivipara (common lizard), 1577 nucleotides. RefSeq names its product LIM homeobox 8 (gene LHX8). Lineage: Eukaryota; Metazoa; Chordata; Lepidosauria; Squamata; Lacertidae. Gene Ontology annotation, cellular component: nucleus. Gene Ontology annotation, molecular function: DNA-binding transcription factor activity, RNA polymerase II-specific; RNA polymerase II transcription regulatory region sequence-specific DNA binding. The record is from RefSeq and is a predicted model, not a curated record. Gene Ontology annotation, biological process: forebrain neuron development; regulation of transcription by RNA polymerase II; neuron differentiation.